Molecule: messenger RNA, 375 nt
Organism: Penicillium brasilianum
Lineage: Eukaryota; Fungi; Ascomycota; Eurotiomycetes; Eurotiales; Aspergillaceae
Source: the annotation of a GenBank genome assembly
AUGUCUGAAACGUUAUCCCCCAAGAAUGGGGAUUCAAUGCCGCAUAAUGCAGAGAAGGAACAAGCUCACGCGCGCGAAGCCACUGAAUCUAAAUCCCAGCACAUCACGGGCCUAAGGCUCGCACUGGUUGUUACUUCAGUUACUCUCGUUGUGUUCUUGGUGCUCCUUGAUAUGUCUAUCAUUAUGACAGCGAUUCCACACAUCACAAGCGAGUUCCAUUCUCUUGGUGACGUAGGGUGGUACGGCAGUGCUUAUCUCUUAGCUAACUGUGCCCUCCAACCUCUCGCUGGGAAAUUGUAUACACAAUUAAUAUUAAAGUACACUUUCGUUGCCUUUAUCUAUCUCUUCGAGCUAGGCGGGCAGUUACAGGAAUAG